AUGCCUAUUGCCGAGAAACGAAAACCUCGCGACAAGCCUUGCCCAUACAACCGCCAGCUGAGAGCGGCGAAAAACAAAGAUGCACCUGCAACUUCUGCAAAGCCUCCAGUGCAGAGAUCAAGACAGAACCUUACACUAGGAGACUGGCUUACUGUCUUCACCUACAUUGAUACCCACCCCAAUACACCACAAGCAGACAUUGUUGCACACUUUUGCACCUUGAAAUCAGGAGCGCUGAUCUUUACACAGUCAGCUUUAUCACAGAAAUUGAAGGAUCACAUCGCAUUGGAGGCUCGCAUCAAUGACAAUCCAAGUGCUUUGUCAGCAAAACACCCGCGGAUUGUGACAAGACCUGAUGUUGAGAAGGCCUUAGUCCUGUGGAUCCAGAGCAUGGAAGCCAGGGGCGAGCACUUUAUUGGGCCAAUGCUGAAGGAGAAGCAGAAGCACUUUGAAGAUAAUUGUCAGGUGCCAAUUGAGGAGCGGCUGAUAGGUGAUGGAUGGGAUGCAUCCUUUUGUAGGACCUACAACAUCCAAGAGUAUCGCCGGCAUGGUGAGGCAGGGUCAGUUGAUCUUGAUGCAGUCAGUGCCGAGCGUGAGCGGUGCCAAAAAAUUCUCUUGCAAUUUGCUCCGAGAGAUUGGUGGAAUUUUAACGUAACAGCCUUAUUUCCAUUUGCUCCACCAGACCGAGGCCUCGCAACAAAGCAAAUGAGUGGGAAGAAAAAGGAGAAGUUCCGAAUCUCCGUUGGUCUUGCAUGCAAUGCAGAUGGGAGUGAGAAGUUUGAGCCCAUUUACAUUGGGAAGUCAAGAAGGCCAUGCUGCUUUAAAAAGCAAUCACCAAAGCAGCUUGGUAUUUAUUACCGGAAUAAUAAGAAGGCCUGGAUAACUACUGCACUGUUUGAAGAAUGGAUGAAGCAUUUUAAUCUCAAGAUGCGAAACAAGAACCGUCAGGUCUGCCUAUUUGUAGAUGGCUUUUCUGCACACAAGCUAUCAUACCAACCAACUAAUGUUCGGAUGGAGGUUUUCAAAGCAAAUAUGACUUUGUUUGUGCAGCCAUGUGAUGCAGGCAUCAUCUGCUGCUUCAAGGCUGGAUAUAGGAAGACUUACUGUGCAAAAGCACUUGACCUUGAUGAAGCUGGCAAGAGGGACAUUUAUUCAAUCAAUUUACUUGAAGGUAUUUUGAUGGCGAAGGCUGCUUGGGAAGCAGUUACAUUGACUACUAUCCAUCACUGCUGGGAUCACAGUCAAAUUCAACCGUAUGUCAAGAUCUGA
Serpula lacrymans var. lacrymans S7.9 is the source of this 1269-nucleotide messenger RNA. RefSeq lists its product as uncharacterized. The record is from RefSeq and is a predicted model, not a curated record. Gene Ontology annotation, molecular function: DNA binding. Lineage: Eukaryota; Fungi; Basidiomycota; Agaricomycetes; Boletales; Serpulaceae. The transcript has 3 exons. Gene Ontology annotation, cellular component: nucleus. Bases 1 to 1269 code for a protein of 422 amino acids.